AUUACAUAAUAUCAACGACCGCCCCAGAACAAGUCAGGGUCAAUGAACAGGACUCAGGCAAGUGGACAUGGCUCACACACUGACUGUUCUCAGACUGGUUGGCUUCAUCUGGAUUCUUGUGCCAGGUCUAUGUAUAAAGGAAGACACUGGCACUUGUGAAAAUGUUACUAACCCUGACAGCUAUCAAAGUUUUGUCAACAGCCUACAGGAAUACGUUAACUGUACGGAGCAGGUGGUCAACAAGUUGAAUGCCACGGAGCACAGUGAACUCUAUAGACUGUUGCAGACUGCUGCUGACAACGUGAGGUCUAUCCAUAGGAAAGCCUGUCAAACUGUCAUCCCCAACGACUGCAGCCUCCCCAUUGUCCCCGUAAAUGGGGGCCUGUUAUGUCUCACCAUGAACAAGACACGCUAUUGCAAGCCAAUGUGUAACAAGGGUUUUGAUUUCAAGUUCCUCAGGAAGAGUCGACUGUAUGAGAGGUGUGGAGAAGCAACAGAACAUAGAUGGACAACUCAGUACAUUGGAGGGAGUCGGCUGGCUGACUGCUCAGAGAGCUCUUGGGCAGUAAGUGCAUACCCAUCUCAGUACUUCCCCACGAGCUGUCGAGAUGCACUGUACAAUCACAGCCUGGAGACCGACCUGAUUUCAACCUUUCGAAAGGAAGUGAAGCAAAAUGUCGACGGGAAGGUUAACAGUAAAACCAUGUGCCUAUUGUGUGGCGAUUAACCUCCCAACCAACACGGUGGUGCGGGAAUCCAGGCCUCCUGUGUCACGAACACUCAGGAUCUACUGAAAGCAGCAAAGUUCAACAACAUGUCACAAUGCUGACUCAAACUACAUUACAACUCAAAGCUUCACCAUGUGACACUCUUGAGCUUUACCUGAGUUUCACACUGCAUGAUAUUCCCAAACUGGCAUUACAGUGCUGAGCUGCACCCUGUUUGUAAUUAGUAUUACAAAUUCUUUAGUAUUUCUUUAGUAUUAU
Hypanus sabinus (Atlantic stingray) is the source of this 986-nucleotide messenger RNA. RefSeq lists its product as uncharacterized. NCBI's taxonomy places the organism in Eukaryota, Metazoa, Chordata, Chondrichthyes, Myliobatiformes, Dasyatidae. Bases 68 to 727 code for a protein of 219 amino acids. The transcript is spliced from 6 exons. The record is from RefSeq and is a predicted model, not a curated record.